AUGGGGCAGGUGAACAUCUGUACGCCAGAGAGAAGGUUCUCUGAAGACUCCGGUUAUCUUAGCUCGAACAACGUUAUUCCCUCAGUUGGACCUAACCCAGACGUUGUUCCUCCUGGGGUGAAGGUCAUGGAGCAGGAAAAUGUUAUCCCGGAGUGCCCAAUUUGCUUUGCCACCUAUGACAAUGUAUUCAGAACCCCACUGCUGCUGGCGUGUUCUCACACCUUCUGCAUGGAGUGCCUUUCUAAGCUCUGCGUCUUCCAGAAGGAGCUGGAAACCUUCUGUUGCCCCAUGUGCCGGGCUGCUGUCACCAUCCCGCCAGGGGGCAUCCCUCAACUACCCCCAAACAUGAACAUUGUGUCUCAGUACCCGCCAUGGAUGGGCCAUCUCCAGAAAGUCUGGGUAGAGGGGUCCAAACUGUGCUGGAAGAAGGGGUAUGGCCAAAGCUAUGUCAGGAACACCCAAAACACUUUGUCCCAUGUCCCACCAGGAGAGGAAGACAAUGUUGUCAUCGUGGUGUAUCUGCUGGGUCCUACACAGCCCCACGUCUCACAGCCGGUAGACCUGGUCGGGGUUCCGCGCCAGCCUCAGUACCACCGGUGCAACCUACUGCUGCGCAACUACGGAUGCAUCAUGUGGAUCUUUAUCUGCUGCAUUUUGGUCUUCUUCUUCUUGGUGUUUUUUCCAAUCUACCUGCGCGUGUAACUCGCCUACACAUGUAGCAAACACGUCCCUUUGCGUUACAUAAUUGCCCCAUAGUCCUACAUAGUCAUGGACUGAGAGAGGAAAUUCCAGGAAGUUGCGGCUGCAUUUCUCAUGUUGGCGGUUAAUCUGCGAUGUAUCAUUAAGCAAUUUGUCAUUUUUUUAUGUCCGUUUAGAAACCAAGUUCCUGAGAAUAAAUAUCAAAUGCAUUAUA
This is a messenger RNA of Pseudophryne corroboree (corroboree frog), 913 nucleotides long. Its product is annotated as RING finger protein 223-like. Bases 1 to 702 code for a protein of 233 amino acids. Gene Ontology annotation, biological process: protein ubiquitination. The record is from RefSeq and is a predicted model, not a curated record. Gene Ontology annotation, molecular function: ubiquitin protein ligase activity. The transcript has 2 exons. Lineage: Eukaryota; Metazoa; Chordata; Amphibia; Anura; Myobatrachidae.